Molecule: messenger RNA, 1285 nt
Organism: Capsella rubella
Lineage: Eukaryota; Viridiplantae; Streptophyta; Magnoliopsida; Brassicales; Brassicaceae
Product: protein ABHD17B
Exons: 6
Coding region: 135-1151 (338 amino acids)
Source: RefSeq, a predicted model, not a curated record
UCUGUCGUUUUCUCCUUUCCUUUUACAUUUAAGAUCUCAAAUCCCUACGACAACAAAGAUCAAAAAUCUUAGGGUUUCUACUAAUUUAUGAGUAACAAGUGUUACCUCUGUGUGAUGAUAAGACAAUCAUCGUCAUGGGAGGAGUAACUUCGUCAAUCGCCGCAAAAUUCGCUUUUUUCCCGCCAUCACCACCGUCGUACGGGUUCGUACCCGACGUUGACCGGUUGUACAUAACCGAAGUGCCUCGCCGUGAUGAUGUCGAUGUGUUGAAGCUAAAGACCCGUCGUGGUAACGAGAUUGUGGCUAUUUAUGUUAAGCAUCCUAAAGCUAAUGGUACGCUUUUGUAUUCUCAUGGUAACGCUGCUGAUUUGGGUCAGAUGUUUGAGCUUUUCGUCGAGCUUAGUAAUCGUCUUCGAGUUAAUCUCAUGGGGUAUGAUUAUUCUGGUUAUGGUCAGUCUACUGGAAAGGCAAGUGAAUGUAACACAUAUGCUGAUAUAGAUGCAUCAUAUACCUGCCUCAAGGAACAGUAUGGUGUAAAAGAUGAUCAACUGAUAUUAUAUGGUCAGUCUGUUGGUAGUGGACCAACGAUUGAUCUAGCUUCGCGUACGCCUAAUUUGAGAGGUGUGGUUUUGCACAGCCCUAUUCUGUCUGGGAUGAGAGUUUUGUAUCCGGUUAAACGUACAUAUUGGUUUGACAUUUACAAGAAUAUUGACAAGAUCAGUGCAGUUACCUGUCCUGUCUUAGUAAUCCAUGGAACUGCCGAUGAAGUAGUUGAUUGUUCUCAUGGGAAACAACUUUGGCAACUUUCAAAAGAGAAGUAUGAACCCUUAUGGGUAUCUGGAGGUGGACACUGCAAUCUAGAACUCUAUCCAGAGUUCAUAAGACAUCUGAAGAAAUUCGUAAUAUCGAUUUCCAAACCCAAAGGACCAAGAAAUGGUUCGACCAAGACUACAACGACAGAUACAACCAAAAACCAGAGCAAGCCUUCUGAGAACGGUCGUUCUGAUACAUUUCAACUCGGCUGCUGCCUUCCGGAAGUUUCUAGAAACAGUGUAGACAGUCAGCUGGAGAAAUCUAAGAAGACUAGUAAACCUGAAAAAUCCCGAAUGAGUGUUGAUAGGUUUAGAAGGAAAAAAGGUCUAGUCUGGUGACAUGAACCCGGUCAAACCAUCGCCAACACAGGUUUGUGUAUGUAUGUUCUGAUAGAAACAGAUCAAACUCAAACGUCUUGAUUUCAUAUAUAAUUGUAACUUUGCCAUGGUAUAAAAGCUGUAAUGACUGACUA